Messenger RNA from Trichosporon asahii var. asahii CBS 2479, 1953 nucleotides. RefSeq names its product acetate-CoA ligase. Gene Ontology annotation, cellular component: cytosol. The transcript has 5 exons. The record is from RefSeq and is a predicted model, not a curated record. Gene Ontology annotation, molecular function: acetyl-CoA synthetase activity; AMP binding. The coding region runs from base 1 to 1953 and encodes 650 amino acids. NCBI's taxonomy places the organism in Eukaryota, Fungi, Basidiomycota, Tremellomycetes, Trichosporonales, Trichosporonaceae.
AUGACGACCGAGGAGAAGCACCACGCCGAGCUUGCCGACGGCCCCGACCACCGCAAGGUCUACCCCCCUCCCUCCCGUGUCCAGGGCAAGGACGGCCGUCCUAAGCCUUGGCUCGGCCCCGACUUCAACGCCUACAAGACCGAGUACGAGAAGUCCAUCGGCCCCGACAGCGACAAGUGGUGGGCUGAGAAGGCCCGCGAGUCGCUCUCGUGGUUCUCCGACUUCAAGACCGUCCGUGCCGGCGGCUUCGAGGAGGGCGACAUCCAGUGGUUCCCCGAGGGUACCCUCAACGCCGCCUACAACUGUCUCGACCGUCACUACUACGCCAACCCCGACAAGACGGCUAUCAUCUACGAGGCCGACGAGCCCUCGGACGCCCGUGAGAUCACCUACCGCGAGCUCUUCAACGAGACCUGCCGUCUCGCCAACGUUCUCCGCGAGUACGGUGUCAAGAAGGGCGAUGCCGUCUCCGUCUACCUUCCCAUGACCUGGCAGGCCGUUGCCGCGUUCCUCGCGUGCGCGCGUAUCGGUGCCGUCCACUCUGCCGUCUUCGCCGGUUUCUCCGCCGAGUCGCUCCGUGACCGUGUCCAGGACUGCGAGUGCAAGGUCCUCAUCACCACCGACGAGGGUCGUCGUGGUGGUAAGUCGAUCGCUACCAAGGCCAUCGUCGACGCCGCUCUUGCCGAGUGCCCCCUCGUUGAGCACGUUCUCGUCCUCCGCCGCACCGGCAACAAGGUCCCCAUGACCGAGGGCCGUGACAAGUACUGGGACGAGGAGGUCGCCAAGGUCCCCGCCUACUCGCCUGCCGAGCACAUGAACGCCGAGGACCCCCUCUUCAUUCUCUACACCUCUGGCUCGACCGGCAAGCCCAAGGGUGUCGUCCACUCCACUGCUGGUUACCUCCUUGGUGCCUACCUGACCGUCAAGUACGUCUUCGACGUCCACGAGGGUGACCGCUUCGCGUGCAUGGCCGAUGUCGGAUGGAUCACCGGCCACACCUACAUCGUCUACGGUCCCCUCGCCCUCGGUGCCACUACCACUGUCUUCGAGUCGACCCCCGUCUACCCCAACGCCUCGCGCUACUGGGACUUUGUCGACAAGUGGAAGGCCACCCAGCUUUACACCGCCCCCACCGCCAUCCGUCUCCUCCGUCGCAUGGGUGAGGAGUGGGUCAAGGACUACGACCUCUCUUCGCUCCGUGUCCUCGGCUCGGUCGGUGAGCCCAUCAACCCCGAGGCCUGGCACUGGUACAACGACUUUGCCGGCAAGAAGGAGUGUGCCAUCGUCGACACUUACUGGAUGACCGAGACCGGAUCUCACGUCAUCACUCCCCUCCCUGGCUGCACCAGCACCAAGCCUGGUUCGGCUACCUUCCCCUUCUUUGGCAUGGACCUCACUAUCCUCGACCCUAACACCGGCAAGGAGGUGCCCUGGAAGAAGGGUGAGGAUAUCGAGGGUGUCCUCGCCGCCAAGAAGCCCUGGCCUUCUAUCGCCCGUACCGUCUACAAGGACCACAAGCGCUACCUCGACACGUACAUGCGCAAGGACGAGGACGGCUAUUACUGGAUCAAGGGUCGCGUUGAUGAUGUGAUCAACUGCUCUGGUCACCGCCUGUCGACGGCUGAGGUCGAGAGCGCUCUGAUCCUGCACAGCGGUGUCAGCGAGGCGGCCGUGAUCGGUGUUCCCGACGAGCUCACCGGCCAGGCCGUCAUUGCCUACGUCGUCAUGAAGGGCGCUUUCGACAGCAACGACCCCGUCGAUCAGCUCUGCAAGGAACUUACCAUUCAAAUCUACGUCGUCUCUGGACUGCCCAAGACGCGCUCCGGCAAGAUCAUGCGCCGUCUGCUGCGCAAGAUCGCCACGGGCGAGCUCGACACUUUGGGUGACACGUCGUCUCUCGAGGACCCAUCCGUGCUCGAGCACAUCAAGGAGGUCGUCGCCGCGGCAAAGUGA